AGAGUUGUUUCGAACGGAGCGAUUCAAAGCGAUUCGUACGAACAGUUGCUUUUGAGUUAUGAAUCGGUUCCUUAAAAACUAACGUUAGUCGAUUCUCUAAAAUAAACACGCUUGUGAACAUUGGGCUCAGCUUUGUUAAACAUGCGAAAAAGAUUGAAUAUUCUGUGUUGCGUGCUGAAUGUUAUUAUCAAAACAUUGUUUUACCAAGGUUCAAUCACCACUGUAAGACAUGAACUGUAAGCGGGAAUCUCAGUCUUUUAAAUGUCAACGGUUAUUUUGACUGCUGGUCUGUCUGAAGACGGUGCUUUUUGGAGCUCUCUCCAAGUGCCCUGCGCGCUCUGCGAAGUUUCUUUCCUCAUCCCCCCUCUGCAUCACCACCCUCCUCUUGGUGCAGUACAUCUCCAGUGAGGAUACACACGCUACAGAGCUGUUUGGACUCCCAUUCACUGCAGAGGAUCCAUUGGUGGGCAAGCGAUGCUACAUUUCUCCAAAUCUGUUCUGAUAAAGGAAACUCAUCUACAUCUUGGAUGAGGGUGAGGGGUCCCUGAGUGGUCGAGCCAGAGAUCAUGAAGUGGAACCUCUUCAAAAAGAAGCCAGAAGCCAUGGUGGGCCCGGAGCCCACAGGACUCGGCGGCACCCACCCGUCACACACCAUGACGAUGGCCCCCGCCGUCUCCACACCUGCAGACAACUCCACCGAGUCUGAGGGACCCGUCAACAAGAAUGAUGUCUUUGAGGAAAUCAAGAGCAAGUUCCUCAAUGAGAUCGAUAAAAUCCCGUUGCCUCCAUGGGCGCUCAUCGCCAUCGCUGUAGUGGCCGCCCUCCUCAUCCUCACCUGCUGCUUCUGUAUCAUUAAGAAAUGCUGCUGUAAGAAGAAGAAGAACAAGAAAGGCAAAAAGGGAAAGGACGGCUUCAACAUGAAGAACAUGCAGGGUGGAGAUAAACACCAGGAUGAUGAUGACGAAGAAGGAGAAACUGGUUUGACGGAGGAGGAGAAAGAGGAAGAGGAAAAAGAAGUGGAGAAACUCGGAAAGCUUCAGUAUUCGUUGGAUUACGACUUCCAGGAUAACAAGCUGACCGUGGGAAUCAUGCAGUGUGCCGAUCUGAUUUCCAUGGACUCUGGCGGAACGUCCGACCCUUACGUUAAAGUGUUCAUCCUACCAGACAAGAAGAAGAAGUUUGACACCAAGGUGCACAAAAAGACCCUCAACCCAGUGUUCAACGAAUCCUUUGUCUUCAAGAUCCCAUACCAGGAGCUGGGUGGGAAGACGCUGGUCAUGUCUGUGUAUGACUAUGACCGCUUCUCCAAGCAUGAUAUCAUCGGUGAGGUCAAACUACCCAUGAACACUGUGGAUCUGGGUCAGCCGAUUGAGGAGUGGAGAGACCUGGAUAGUGCUGAGAAAGAGGAGCCGGAGAAGCUUGGUGACAUCUGCAUCUCUCUGCGUUACGUUCCUACUGCGGGCAAACUGACCGUUUGCAUCCUCGAAGCCAAGAACCUGAAGAAGAUGGACGUGGGCGGCCUGUCUGACCCGUACGUGAAGAUCCAGCUAUUGCAGAACGGCAAGCGUCUAAAGAAGAAGAAGACUACGGUGAAGAAGAACACACUGAACCCGUACUACAAUGAGUCCUUCAGCUUUGAGAUCCCUCUGGAGCAGAUGCAGAAAAUCCUUGUGGCGGUGACGGUCUUUGAUUACGAUAAGAUCGGCAAAAACGAUGCCAUCGGGAAGAUCUUCAUUGGCAGCAAAGCCUCAGGCACGGCGCUUAAGCACUGGUCUGAUAUGUUGGCCAACCCUCGCCGCCCCAUCGCCCAGUGGCAUCCCCUCCAACCAGAGGAAGACAUCGACGGUGCUCUGGCUGCCCUUAAUGCCAAGAAGUAACUUCUCACAUCUCAGCCUGACUAACCAACUAACUAACCAACCCGCCACUGCAUGACACCCCACACUCAUCCGUAUGCGCUCUGCCAGUUUGUUUCGCAUAAUCACCAACAAAAAUAUUCUAAAGAAUAUACUUGAAAAGAUGUUCGCCACAAAGUGUAAACCAAGGCAGGAGAAACGGACACAUUUGAUCUGAAACAACAUUUGCAAAUAACAUUGUGCACCUAAAUAGCAAACGCAAAAUGACAAUAGGAGAAGUAGCCAGCAGAAUGAUAUUUUACACACCAUUUUCUACUUUGCCAGCCAAAUACACAAUACGCAAAUACAAAAAUAGUAAAAAAAAACAACAAUGAAAGUGCACAAAAAAUCAGUAAACGCACACCUGAAGAGACCAUUUUUUUCAUCUACAUGUCAUAUUAUUUUACACUUUCAGCUGGAUUAAAUAUUACAAAAGGCUUUUGUUUCAUUCCAAGAACAGAGAGGAUGUUGUUUGUCGGAUAUACUGAGCUGGAAUUUUGUGCCUAAUCAUAAGUGCAAAUAAUGGCGAGUUUAUGUUGCAAAUAUCUACACAUUUGCACAAUUACAAAGCAAUGAUCACGUUCACUUAAACAUCCCAGGAGAAGCGACCGGUGUAGGGCAGAUUUGUUUACAUUGUCGAGAGGUAAAUUAGGCCUUUGGCUCAUAAGACACACAAACACGUCACAUUUGCAUUUAUGUGCCCAAAAGAAAGAGGAUUCAGUGGGCUAAUAAUUCAUGAAAUGUUGCAAUAAACAUUCAACACGAGUCAAGCAUAGUUUACACAGUCAGUGUAAAGGUAAAGACACAUCUCUUUUACUGUAAUGCUGCGAUUACAGUGCCAAAUCCAGACGUUUGUGUAUCUCACAUAUAGAAGAUCCCAUCUGGCCGAACCUGACAGGCACUAAAGCUGGCUGUGAAUGUAUCGUGGGAUCGUACAAAUGAAAUUUGCACUCAGUGGUUGUGUUCUCGAGAGCUCGCUGUCGUGUUUUCAUGAUCUUGGCCUGUUUGACAUACUGUACAUUCGAAUACCUGGUUGACAUCACUGCCGCCUUUGUUCGGAGCUCAAACUCAUUCAGUAAACUUCACUCUCUCCGAGAUGCCAAAGUAUUAACUGGAACGGAAUAGUAAGUGGCGGUUAAAAGCGAUACUAAUAAAGCAAUCCGAAGCGUUCAGCUCCACUCUUCAUCCCCAACGAUGCUUGUGUAUAUAUGCAUUGAUCAAAUUGGUUUCUACAGCAUGUCCCUAUAAAUUGAUGUACAUAGAAGCAUGUUUUAAAGAUAGAGCAUAAUUAUAUUGUGUACGUGUGGCAUUUGUCAUUUUGAUAAUAAAAUGUAGAGGAAAGAAAAUGCACUGAAUGCACAUUUUAUGAAAUUUCCCUGAAAGGGCAUAAGACGUUUAAGAAUAUAUUAAUAUAGAGUUUUUUCAAAGUACUUUUAAAUUUGCAACAGAGAAUUAAGAGCUGUGUGUAACGUGAGUGUUAGACUCAUGCUUGUGGUGUCAGUUUCAUUUUAUUUGCAUUUGUUUACCUUUCUCGUCUGUGUAUUUGUCACGUUUCUGUGUUUAUUCUGUCCUGUUGAUGUGAAAAUAAGAAAUAAAAAUGUUCAGGUUGUGAACUUACUGGAAUGUCUUGUCAGGGUGAAUCUCACAAAAACACAUCCGGGUUACAUUUCACCACAAAAUCAGAAGACGCACGGUGUAUUUUGCAUUAAGAAAUGUUUAGGACCAUUUUAUUUCAUCACGUUGCAAUGCGUUAAGUUAAUGAGAAUUCAGUGUAAAAAAAAAAAUGUGCUUCAUUUUUAUAAUAAUGCAAAAAGUAGUAAUGGUCCUAUUCAAAAUAUAAUUUCUUAUUUCUUUCUUUUGACUGGUAUGACCUGAAUGUCAUCUCGUGAGAUUCACCUUUUAAUGUACAGUGUGUAAAACCACUUGCUGAAACUAGAAGCCAUAUGCAUGGGCCCUCGCAAGAGCUCAUCGUUUUCGGACAAAACAAACACCUCAACAGAUAUCAAUAAUAUUAACCUUCAUGCAUUUGAGCCAAAACGAUGUGAGAGCAACUGUCUGUUCAAAGACGGUUUUGGUUUUGAAGUUCUUCACAAUAACUGAAAGGAUAUUGCCAGGUAUGAAAGCGAUGCCCUCGUGUUCAUAGUACGACAACCGAAGUCAUUUGAGAUUACAUAAUAAACAGCGUAUUCACAUAAUUGCUUGCAAAUAAAUUAUUAAGAGAUGUAUUAUCAUAAUUAUGGUGAUCCAAAUGUACAAUGGCAUGACUUUAUUAUGCAAUACGUGUGCAAUUGACAACCAGCCCAAUAGAUCUGUUGUUUAUUUGUAAAUUAAGUUUUGAGAUAAGUUUGUGUAUGAUUUUCUGAAUAGCUACGCUGUAUAUUUAUUUGUUUUUUUUACAUAAUGAUCUUUCGUUUUCCUAUUUUUGGAAAAUGACUGAUCAAAUGGCACUGCUAAAGUAUUUUAUUUCCAUGUUUUAGACGGGGGCAGAUGAAUGUUUGUCUAAAUCAAAAUACACAGAGGCCAGGAUGGGUAAUUAAUGAAUAAAGAUAGUCUUUUAGUGGCCAUUCAGAUGUGUUCUCAUAUUUAUUCUUUGUAAUUCCUUCAUUGAAUGUUCGGGUCAGUUGUACGUAAUCAUUUCUUUUCUAUGACUUUCUGUUCGGUUGAACAGCCUUGGACUGUCUACUGCUGCUUAGGAAUAUUUGUCUGCUUCUGUGUGUUGUACUUUGCAAUAGGACCAAUGUAGAAUAAUGUCUUAAUGUUUCUUCUGUGGACGUGAAUCAAACUGCAGGGCUCUGGUGUUCCUCUGCAGAGCAAGCAACAAAAUCCCAGUCUUCCCUGGGACACUGUGGAUGCCAGUCGACUGGCCCCCCUUCCCUCUCUGUGUUGAGACCGUUUUCCAUUUGUUGCAUUCUAAUAUCGGACCAUAUAGUCACAAAGACCUUCCCGAUGCAAUACUGCCAACAUCUCAGCUUACUAACAUCUCCUAACACUCCCGUCCAUCCCACCGCGGCCUCCCUGUAAAGACUCUUCCAAAGAACUGAUGCCUUCCUUUUGCGUUCGUCCUGUGUGGAGGUUCCAGUGUUGUCGAUUCCUUUCGUGGAUGCUUUGGCAUGCUUUGAAAUUUCCCUUCUACAGUCUAACUUGUCGGCCAAUGAAGAAAAAAGAAACCCUUUCCUCUGGCCGCUCUUGUAGCUUCUUGUCAUCCUGUACAACCAAUGUGAAAACCUCGAUGAAAACCAACCAGUAGAACGUCUACAUGCAGAUUUAUCCAUGAGUUAUCGAUUAGUUAAUCAUAGGAAAUAAAGAUCUUUUAAAUAUA
This is a messenger RNA of Onychostoma macrolepis, 5211 nucleotides long. RefSeq names its product synaptotagmin-2 (gene syt2b). Gene Ontology annotation, molecular function: phosphatidylserine binding; clathrin binding; calcium ion binding. Gene Ontology annotation, biological process: regulation of dopamine secretion; cellular response to calcium ion; synaptic vesicle endocytosis. The transcript has 11 exons. The record is from RefSeq and is a predicted model, not a curated record. Gene Ontology annotation, cellular component: dense core granule; axon; synaptic vesicle membrane. The coding region runs from base 567 to 1877 and encodes 436 amino acids. NCBI's taxonomy places the organism in Eukaryota, Metazoa, Chordata, Actinopteri, Cypriniformes, Cyprinidae.